UCGAUUUUACUCUACCCGAAGUAAUUGCUAUAAAAGAAUUGACCAAGGCAUAUGUGAAAAAAAUAUAUGCUAAAUUAUUUCCAUGCACACGCGCAACAUCUUACACUAUUUAGAAUUAGUUUUUAUACAGGAAAGAUACAGUUUUCAUGCAUGUUAGAUACAUGACUAUGUCGAUUUAAAGAUUUGAAAAUUAGAUAAAAAGGUUUCCCGUUACAAUGUACGUCACUGAUUAAAUUAAGUUCACCUUUGAUUAUUGAUAAAAAGGAGCGCGCAUGCUUGCAAGGAACUAUUUUUUCUAUCUUCCUACCUGCAUGAUGAUUUAAGAAUAUAUUGCUAGAAUCAAACUCAUUGUUCGAAGCUGUCAUAGAACGAAUCUGACACAGGUUAACUUCACAUGGCAUCAAACGAUCAACUUGUCUGCGAACCAUGUUCAAGAGGUGAUACUGUCUCAUAUGGUUACAGCUGGUGUUCUGACUGUGAUGAAAUAUUAUGUGCCGUUUGCAACAAAGCUCACCGAGUAGGUAAGCUGACUAUGUCACACCAUGUUACCGAGAUACACGACUUACCGGUUAUUCCGAAAGAAACUGUCAUCAAAUUACGUUUCUGUGAUAUUCAUCCAGAAAAGAUCGUUGACUUUUAUUGUUCAUUUCAUGACGUCGUUUGUUGUCAUACAUGCAUUCUUCAAAGUCAUCGAGCAUGUGAGAAGAUUGAAUUAAUUGAUGAUGUGUCUAGUGGAAUCAAGUCGUCAGCAAUAGUUGAAGAUGUAUCAAAAGCAGUGUCUUCGUUAUUGAGAACUUUUGACUCAGUAAAAGAAAAUCGCAAAAAUAACAAAGAGUCGAUAUAUUCGCAAGAAACAAUGUGUAAAACAUCAAUUGUCAAGCUUAAACAAUGUCUACUGCAACACGUUGAUUCGCUUGAACAAUCUCUUUUCUCUAAUUUAGCAAAACUAAAAGACGAAACUUUAUCACAGCUUGAUGCUGAGAUAACAGAGGCAAACGCAAUGAAUGAAUAUAUGCAGAAGACAAAGCAAGAUCUUGAUUUCAUUAUGAAGCAUGGUUCUAAUAGCCAAUUGUUUCGUUUAGUUGAAAAAUCGAAAAAUAAAAUAUCAGAAGUAGAAGCGAGACUGCAAGACAACUUAAUAAAAACGACGAAUGUUGCUCUGAAAUACAUUGUCAAAGAAGACUUGUCCAACAUUAUAUCAGCCCUUUCUUCAAUAACUAUACAGAACCAGCCGUGUGAUAUCGAACAUAUCUCUCAGUUGCAAAAGAAAGCUCAGUUUGUUCCUGCCGUGUUAUCACUAACGUUUAAUGAACCUAUUUAUUUAGCGUUACACGAAACUGGCUCAAUAUCGGGAAUCGAAUUGACAAGCAACAAUGUAUUACUCUUAUGUAGCUAUUUUGCAAACACAAUACUUCAGUAUAAUGAUGAUGGUACUUUUAUACAGAAAAAGGACUUAGAUAACCGUCCAUAUCAAAUAAAAAUCAUGCCUAAUAAUGAACAGGCCGCAGUUACAAUGCCAUUAAAGAGUAGCAUUUUGAUCAUCGAUGCUGUCAGUUUAUCUUCCAUUCGAGAAAUAAAUACUGAGAAAAAUUAUUAUUCUAUAGAAACAUUCAAUAACGCUUUUAUUGUCGGUGGAGAUGGUGUUUUGGACAUAAUAACAAUGGACGGUAAAGUUAAUCGAACGAUUGAAGUGCCCAAAAAAGGCCACAUUCGUUGUAUAGUUAAAAGGCGAGACGACACAAUUCUUUACACGAACUACCGUAAGCUUUACUGCAUUCGGUUAUUUGAUGAUACAAGUGUAUUUAAAUACACCGCGACAAAAGAAGCACGUGGUGUAGUUGAAGAUAGAUAUGGAUGUAUAUAUGUUGCUGACAAAAAAAGUAAGAAUAUUCAUCGGCUUGCUCCAGAUGGUUCAUUCAUUGACAUUAUUGUUACUAAUGGUAACAAAGAAUGUUUUGAUUCCCCGCUUGCCUUGCGAUUUAGUCCAGAUUUAAGUAAAUUGUAUGUUGGAUUGGACGAAAAUAAGACGUUAUUGGUUUACAAGUGCAAAUAGUUAUUAGAAGAUGCAGUUGCUUUUGCUACUAAGAAAUAUUUUAAUAUACAAGUAGAAUAAUAUGUAACCUUGAAAUUUCUGUAAGGAUCUAACAUUUCAUAAAAGAUUUUUGAAUUUU
This is a messenger RNA of Mytilus californianus (California mussel), 2171 nucleotides long. RefSeq lists its product as uncharacterized. The record is from RefSeq and is a predicted model, not a curated record. The transcript is spliced from 2 exons. The coding region runs from base 395 to 2053 and encodes 552 amino acids. Gene Ontology annotation, molecular function: zinc ion binding. Lineage: Eukaryota; Metazoa; Mollusca; Bivalvia; Mytilida; Mytilidae.